Messenger RNA from Ctenopharyngodon idella (grass carp), 866 nucleotides. Its product is annotated as HMG domain-containing protein 3-like. The coding region runs from base 1 to 540 and encodes 179 amino acids. The transcript is spliced from 4 exons. Lineage: Eukaryota; Metazoa; Chordata; Actinopteri; Cypriniformes; Xenocyprididae. The record is from RefSeq and is a predicted model, not a curated record.
AUGGUGUGUGAUGGAAAUACACCACUUGAAACACCGGUAUUAACAACAAGAAAUGCCAAAAUUGUUACCAUGACUGGUGUAAUUAAUGCAGUUUCAACUCUAAGAUGCCCAGGUUGCCAUAUGAUCUACAGAUACAAAGAAUGGCAUGAUGGACUUCACAAUUUUAACGACUACAUUCUUCUGAGUCUUGAGCUUUGUCUUCAUCUUAGACACAGUUUACAGAGUCACGUUUCUGUCUCCAGGGUCAUUGAUACUUUGGAGAGCCUUCAGGUAGUGAAAUACCCAAAUCGAGACACUGUACUCCAUGCUUACUGUCAUUUUGAGGCCUUAGCAGACCUUGAUUAUACAUACUCUUGUGUAAACUGUGGUUACCACCCCCCUGUGGUAAUCAUGGAUUUGCAUAAGAAAGGUGUUUUCCGCAUGGCAGUUAGUGACCUCAAAGAACCACCAUCAGAGUUCAAAGGGGAAGUAAACAUUGAGGAAUUCUGGCAAUCAGUGGAUCUGGAGAUGGUUGCACGUGGCUUUGUUUCCAGUAAGUAAUUGUAUUUAGGUACAUAAAGUCCCUUUAAGACCAGUCAUUUCACUCAGUGGCCAUCUUUGAAAUGCAUUCCGGGCAUGCAAUUACAUCCCCUGUCUCUUUAAAAGGGAAGCAUCAAAUUCUCUAAAACUGUUCGCAAGCUUACAAUUAAAUUUUAUAUUUUAAAUCAUCAGUGAAACCUGAAAACAACUGUCUGAAAUAUUGUUUCUUUUGCUGAAAUAACAUAAUUUUUUUUUUUUAGUGUGCAUACCCAAUCUUAAGUGGACAUCUCAGAAGACUGUUUCUAUAGCUACCGUGACUUUGCUGAUUAGCGAUUGGCUCUUUUAUU